Molecule: messenger RNA, 5464 nt
Organism: Oncorhynchus mykiss (rainbow trout)
Lineage: Eukaryota; Metazoa; Chordata; Actinopteri; Salmoniformes; Salmonidae
Source: RefSeq, a predicted model, not a curated record
AUGUCUCAAGAUAUUGGUUUACUUGUAGUCAUGAUAAAUGUUCAUGUUAACAGAAAUUAUUUAAACAUCUAAUGGAAUUUAAGAAGAUUCCCUCAGCAGAAGUAGAUCACAAUAUAACUUAAAGUGGUAAGAAACUUACUCAUGUAAGUUUUGCUAUUUACAAUCAUCAUUUAUAGUUGAAGGGGGAUUUCUGUUGAUUAUUUAAAAAGAAGAGUGGGUGCUGUGGUAUGGUGUGGAAUAGUCUCACAGAUGAUUCAGAAUAUGUUUCUAUUCUGCAUCAGGCCAGACAUUGAGCAUUACUGCAAUCCAGUGUCAUGCUAUCAUGAGACCUCUGUCACAUGCAAAGGGAAUUAGUAUAAUCACAUGGUUUAGAUCAACAACUGCAACUGAUGGGGGCCACAAAAAAUCUGAACUCAUCAUGAGGGGCCGCAGUUGCUCGUGAUUCCCCUCCCCCAUCACCACAUUAGCAGCCUCCCUCUUGACAGCAGAUAUUAUGUCAUUCUGCUUUAGUUUAUUUAGUACGAUUCUACACAUUUUGCCAUGGGGUAUAGAGAAAAUGUUGCUGUUUUAAAGCAAGUUUGCUGCAAUUCUACACAUUCUGUCAUAUUUCAGAGACAAGAUCUUGUAAUUGUAUAACAUAUUUUAAUAUAAUUCUACAAAUUUUGCAAUGGGGCAAAGAGGAAAACUAGCUUUUUUACAGCUAAUUUCCUGUAAUUCUACACAUUUUUCCAUAGGGUGGACAGAGAGAAAUGUUUUUAAAAUUAUAACUGAGUGAGACUGACUAACAAAAUCAAUGGGGGCCUCCCGGACGGUAAAUCGACCAUGAUUACUAAAUUCAGAUAAUGUAGCUGGCCAUUAGACUAAUUUACCAAUCUAAAAAAAUGUUAGCUGAAAUGGGCUAUGUGAGGGACUAUCAGUGACUGACAUAGCAAGAGAAAAACUGCUUAAUGCUCAACCAAAUUUAGAAAUUGCACCUUAAGUGUAUUCUACCAUUCUAGCUUGCAACAGCAACUUGAGACACCUACUGAGUUAAAAAUAAAUCAAUUUGAUCCGAGGGCCCAUCCCUGGUUUAGAUGCACUAUGCUGUUCCUACAGGAGAGGGCCACAAUGUCACACUUUUACAUUUCUUGUUGAUAGCAAUAUCAUCUGCCGUGGGUAUAAUUUUUCAGAAAUGCAAAGGCCUUAAUGAAUUUAUAUACAGAUAAGAACCAGUAACUGCAACAUUCAAAUACAUCAUUUUAUUUAAAGUAUUUCAUAAAUAUACAAACACUGAAAAGCAUAUGAAGUCCAUGUUUUGCCAAUGUCCAUUCAAAUUUCCAAAGCCUAAAAAUGUAUUUUUUCAAAUCUGCAAAAAAUAUACAGACACUUUAAAAGCAAAUAACGGAAAUAAGUUGUUUGGGACUGAUGCUGUAGUGAUAUUAACUGGUUAUACUUUUGCCAGUAAUAAGGUCAUCAACUGAGCAGAUGCUGAACUAAAUGUAAAUUAAGCAACCAGCUUAUAAGAGCAUAUCAGUGUUGUCUGGCAAUAAACAACAUAUCAUAUUGCAACCAUCUCUUGGAGUUGUCAGAGAACCAUCAAUUUAAACAUUGUACUUGACAUACUUACAAUUAUGAAUGUUAUAAUGAUAAUAUUACAAUGGUUACAGUGGUUAUAAUAAUACCGGAAAUGUCCGUUUCCAGACUAUGAAUAAUAAGUCAUUUUUAUUGACAUUGACAUGGCUAGAGAAAGACCUUUAACCCAGGUGGCUCCAAGUUUCCAGUAAAGAUCAUCACCCUUUGGUGUACUCUAGUAAUUUUAGUGACGUUUUGCUGGCCUCUCAAUGGGUUAUUAUUCAAAUCAAAAUCAAAUGUAUGUAUAUAGCCCUCCUUGGCUAGGAAAAACAUCCGCAAGUGGUUCCUGAGGAAUCUCCAACCCUUCCUCCUGCAAGCCUCCAGAGAGUUCCUGUCCUGUCUUAGCACCAAGAACUUCACUUGUGGGACCUACCAGAUUUUGUAUGUGAAAACAUACAUUUUAUUUCCAUGUGGUUGACUAUUUGCCCUCACUUGAUCUAGUACUUCAAUGUGGUGUCUUUGCCUUCACAGAGUGGAAGCUGUAGGUCAUCAACCAGCUAACCCUAACCCUGCUAACUCAGCUAUGGGCAGACAAAGACAGCUUUUGAUCUACACUGAUUUCAUUGAGCUCAAUGACACUGAAGACCCCAACUGUGUCAACCACUCCAACAACAGCGCUGACUGGCUUAAAAAGUACUUUGGGCUGUUUGUUGGUUUUGCGCCCCUAGAAGAACUCAAACGACUGCAUGGAAACUUCUCAGUGAUGGAUGUCCUGCCUAUGCUGAGCCCCAGGCAGCUGAGGGAGGUGGCCUCCACCCCUGGUGAGCUCAGAAACCUUGGAGAUGUCCACAUGAUACUGAUUCAUGUGCUUCCCAGAGAUCUGGGCGAGUUCUUUAACAUCGUUUCUCCAGCUGUUGAGGGUCUUCACCUUCCGGUGGAUGUGCGUCAGGUGCUGCUCCAGCAGGUGUUUGACAAUGCCAACCUAUCAGAUCCCUCCAUCAAAGACCCUGAGGUGCUGGUGUGGUUGGGCCAGAGACUCCGCCCACUUUUACCAAACCUAACAGAGGAGCAUGUGGCCCCCCUCUUCAACAUCGUCAGACACAGAGACUGCAACACCAGCCAAGAAACAGUGGUGUUGCUGAACUAUAUCCUACCAUCACUGUCCAACGGCACACAGGCUGCUGUCCAGCAUCAAAUAAUCAUCCCUCUCAGAGAAUCAACUCCACUACGUUGCUAUAGGAACAACAGCUUCUUUAUGUUCCUGAGACAAUCUUUCCUCAACUUUACAUUCCCAAAGUUGACCAACUUCCUCUCCCUUAUUCCACCACAGCGGGAAUCUGAGCUGCUCAACACCAUGCAUCCCUCAGAGCUCAGCACCAUCCUCAGGAAGCCAGAGGUGGUGGACAACAAGACUAAGCUCUGCACAAUCUUCCGAAACUACAAAAAACAAAAAAACUCCAGAGUUCUGGAAACCAAUCUUCCGGAUGAUGUGAAGCGUCCAGUCCUGCCCUGCGUCUGGCCUUUGGCUCUGGCCACUGAUGACAAGGCUGAGGUUGACCGCUGGUUUGACAACAGACUGAGGAACUACCUGAAGUUCCUCAACAGAAACCUGCUCCAGUCCUCUGACACACUCAAUGCCUCCUGCUUACCCUUCAGGAGACUUGUGUAUCUACUGGGAUCCAAGCUCACUUUCAAUGGCUCAGCCAUAACUCAAGAUGAUGCGUACAGCACCAUAAAGACCUACCUCAACACAGGAAGUUCAGCAGCACCCAAGUGUUAUAGUCCCUCUGACCCAAAUCUCAACUCCACCGCCUGGUUCCUUAACUACAUUGGUGUGUUCAUCACCUUUGUGACCAUUGAAGACUUCAACACAUUUGGCUCAGUCAACGGAAAAGCCCAUGCACCUGCCUGUUUGAUGAAGGGGCAUCAUAUAUUACCAAAAAUAUAUAACCAAAGGUUUAUCUUUUUGUUUGUUUUUUACAGCUAAAACUAUUUGCCGUGAACCCUGUCAACAUUGAGUUGUUCAAUUUCGCUGGAAUUCCUCAAAAUCUGACUAAAUACUUUACUGAGCUUAUCUUCCUGCAGAACUCCAACUUCCUCCCAUUGCAGUGAGUUUUGAACAGUAGCCACUAAAAUAAUUUGUUUUAUGUUACUAACUUACUUUAUUUCUUGCAUUUAUGUCAAGGGUAUGAUAACAGACAACAAUCUACAUUGAAUCUGAUUGACGGGCAUGGCAUUCUAAUCCAAGAUAGUGUUACUAAGCUCAAUGAGUCAGAGAGUGUGGUUGUCCUGGGCAACCUGAACCAAUCCUGUACUAACGUGGACUCAGAGGUGAGCACCAUCAAGAUCAGUAUGAGCCAUUAUUUCCAUGUGAUCAUAAUCCAUUGAUUGGUUAAGUGAUACUGUUACCUAAUCUUCGCUGAUGUCAUUUACUUCCACGUUUCUUCCGCACUGGCAUCGAAUAUCCAAAUUCGUCCGGGAUCAAAGUCCGGGAUCAAUCACGGCCCUGGGCCCGCAGGUCACAAGUCUGACCACUGGACAGAUCACUAAAGCCCCGCCCAGUGUGAUUUUACAAUCCCUGGGUACUCUGAGCAGUGUUUCUGGAUGGAACUUGGGACAGUCUUUUGUCCAUCAUACAGAUUCUCAUCACCCAAAACUUCCAGUUGAUUCACUUCUUAAUAGGUUUAUUGCUAGUGGCCUAUUGGUUGUGAGCAUCAUUCACAACCAUGAUUCAUACUUUAAACCAUUCCAUCCUCUCUACUUCCAAUGUAGAGGAUAUUUCAUAAUUUAAUGUUUUCUUUCUUCAGAUAAACAAUACCGACAGUCUAAUAAACCUGGGCUCUAUAGUGGGAGGUCUUCCAACCCAAACACUCACCGCAAUACCCGAGCAGCAGGUUCUGACAACAUCCGCCUACCCAAAAUGUGUUACCAACAUGCUGACUGCUCCAACAAUUGUGCAGCAGAUCUAUGUUAAUAAGAUCAUCACAGUCGACAUGAAACCAACGGAACUGAUAGUCAAUGUCCCAGAUGAAAUGGCAACUGACAUUCCCAGCAAUCUACUGAAUUUCCCAACAACUGGAAAUCAAACUCACUGCUCUGAACAUCAACAAGAAAAAAUGGAAACCUCAGCAGGCUGUGCUGUUCUUUGAUACAGUAGCAAAUGGAUUGGAUGAGCCUGAUGACCUUUCUGAGUACGUUCUUCAAGGAUUCAUUUGCUCUCGUGUCCAGACUUUCACCAAAACAAGAAUUAAACCUCUCAUCAGAGCUUGCAGACUUGGGCUGGUCGAAGAAAGGUGGUUCUCAAGGAGACACCGGUGAAAGUCCUCAAGAUUUUGACAACUAUCCAUCAGAUACGUUGCUGUAUUACAGCUACACCAACAUGCAACAGACCGACUGCAGAUCCUACUUCAUUGAAACAGGACGAGCAGACUUCUCCGCCCUGUCCAGCACUUGGAUGGAAGGUUGAUCUACUGAACAAUGCCAAAAAAGUGCCUGAACAUCAAAGGGACACAGCUCAGUCGAGAUAAUCUCGAGGUCCUGGGAAACAUGGCAUGUGCUCUGGAUGAGGACUACAUUCAGAGCGCUGACUCUUACAUCCUGGAGAAACUAAAGAACUGCAAUGACUUCUCUGAUCAGCAGAUUACAGCUAUGGAGACGGUUAUCUGCAGUGGCAACACCACCUAUGGAAACCCAGGCACAUGGACUGAAAAAAACUAGAGCAGCUUGACAUUCUUCCACUGUACUUGACAGAGAACUUCUGGAAACACAGCAGCAAGCGGAAUAAAAGCACGUUCCUGAAGAAAUUCAUGAAAAGACGACGUACAAACAAGACAAUGAAGAGGAAACUGAAGAAGCUGUUCAAAGAAUGCACCAUGUCUUUGAGAUCCAAACGAAGCACUGGCGUACCCCAAAG